Trichosporon asahii var. asahii CBS 2479 is the source of this 1176-nucleotide messenger RNA. RefSeq lists its product as uncharacterized. The record is from RefSeq and is a predicted model, not a curated record. The coding region runs from base 1 to 1176 and encodes 391 amino acids. The transcript is spliced from 6 exons. NCBI's taxonomy places the organism in Eukaryota, Fungi, Basidiomycota, Tremellomycetes, Trichosporonales, Trichosporonaceae.
AUGCUUCUCAAACGCCUGCAGCUGCCUCCGCACCUGGCGUCCGUUGUGCCUCUCCUUGAACCGGCUGUCGUAACGACCGAUCAGGUGGUCCUGACUCCGCGCUCGGCACUCCGUGAGACAAUAUUGGGAACCUGGAGGAAGGAGGAGCGGAACUCGGCCCAGGCUGCGGCCGUGGUGAAAGCUCUUGACGAGCUUAUCGCUAUCUGUCUUCAGAACACUGGGGACGAGUUUGAGGUGCAUUACGAGUAUGGCCAGAAACAAUGGGACGGCUUCGGCGUCAUGGAGGACGUGUUCGCAUCCUGGGAUGGAAGAGGAGUAUUGAGCAUUGCUGGAUCCAGAGGGACGGCAAAGAGUGAUGGUAUCUUGGAUCGCCUCUCAGUGACACCGGCGUUCUCGCUCGAGCCCGACUUCUUUGAUGCAAUCUACGACCUGAGAGAUCAGAAUCCCAGCGUGCUCGUUAUCGACAACAUUGCAACUCUGUUCAGGGACGGAUUGAUGGGUGCGACAUCACAGGCGCAGUCCGAUUCAGCCACUCAUUCGCAGCUCACGAACACGACCGCCGCCAGUGGGAUCCACAACGAACGCUCGGCGUUCUCUGCGUCCAAGACCAAGCCGUCCCUGGGUGUUUCACACUCGUUCACAAGUGACGUCGAGAUCCUACUCGAGAACUCUGCCAAGAUCUUCGGUCUCGUCGAUGCAGGCGAGCGCGAACGCGCGUCGAAGCCUGGUCUCAGAGUCGUGAUGGAGGUGCUAAAGAGCCGAGUAUCGGACGGUAUCAAGCUGUACGACAUCGCAGCUGCUCCUCCCGAAAGCGAGGAGACAGUUGCGCGCUCUGCGGGUGCCCCGACUGGUCGACCGACGCAUGGCGGUCUGGCACAGACGCUUUCGCCAGCGAUUCUUCCUCUUCAGGAGCGUCCUGCCGCACACUUCACGUUCUUUUACCUCUUUGCCCUCGACAUCUCUGACUUUGACACUCUCAUUCUCGGCGACUCCUGGCAUUGCGAGACUACACCUCGGCGUACUCGACGCACACCGGACGACAUCUCAGCAAACGACCAUCUGCACGUGCAACCUCCACCGGUCCUAUCACCUACCCCUCUCCCGUGUCUUGUUCCCCCACCAGAACGGCUCUUACGAAACCCGCCAGUGGGCAGUGCACGACUGACCACUCUCUAA